Arctia plantaginis is the source of this 1008-nucleotide messenger RNA. The record is from the annotation of a GenBank genome assembly. Lineage: Eukaryota; Metazoa; Arthropoda; Insecta; Lepidoptera; Erebidae.
AUGGUGCAAAGUUGCAAAAACAAAAUCUCGGUGUCCGACGAGGAAACCAUAGUGAAGAUAUGUGCAUCAACAUUUACCAGUGAACAAAUAGAAAAAUCAAACAAGUUGCUGCUCGAAUCCCUACCCGCUGAACUGAGGAAAUCAAAUAGAAAAGGAAAGGGUAAGGAGAACCGUAUAUUGACCGAUAUAAUAAGCAUAUUAAAAGGGACAGACAUAGAAUUAUUGCCAGUGUUUGUAGCACGCGAGUUGGAAAAAUUACCACCUCUAACUGUCGAUCACUUAGAUGUCAGCAAACUCCUUAAAGAUCUGGCUCUAGUGCAAGCCGAGGUUCGACUGAUUAAGGAGUCAUAUGUAACAAGGAGUCAAAUAGAAGACUUUAAAAAUGAGUGUAAUCGUAAUAUUACGUCGUCUUCAUCGUCAGUCCCGGGUGCAGGAAUAAACUUGAACUCUCUCAUUUAUUUAAAAAGUAAGCAUGAUACGGCCGUUGGUGAUAAAUGUGGCAAUCAAUUUUUGGAUCACGAAGCAAUUAAUACGUCACAUAAAAAAUUUACCAAUUUAAAUUACGGUGAAGGUAGAAAUAUGCCGAUACCGUGGCCGACUCAAAAGGAUCGCUGCGAGUCAGCCGAAAGUAGCCGAGCGCGGCCGAGCUCGGCCGACGGCCGAUGCGUCGAUGGAGGUGAAGAAGGCGGGUCCGCUACGUCACCGCCACCGCCAACUGCAAGCGGUGCAGCCGAUCAGCUGUUAAAUAACAAUGAAACAGGCUCUUAUGCGAGUAUCGCGCAACGAAAAAAGGUGGCAAACAAUGGAUGGACGGAAGUGCGACGCAGAAAAAUUCCCAAUUACCGCUUACUAGGCAAAAAGGAUAAAAACAUUCUAAAAAGGAAGGAGGUAGACUGUUUGGCGGACUGGAACUCUUCAAAAAGGUCUGACGACUCUGUAAUGCUGGUCAAUUAUUUCUAUACAGCAUCACAAACGUUAUUGUCACUGGUCCGUUUCUGUGCAAUCUAG